GAUGGGGAUCGAUCCCAAACCGACUGCACAUCAAGCGAGCAAUUUACCACUGGGCUACGUCUCGCCCCUGUACAUAAAAUAUUUCUCGUUGCUAGUCAGUAUAAGAGUAGCCUCUGUGGCAACAAUGGGUUUCUUCUCUCAUCUGACAUUGUGGGUUGCAAGAUCGAUUUGCCCUCUAUGCACUCAAGGUUCUUCAAAGACUGUGGUGUGCAUUAUACUGCUUAAAUAAAAGAUCCCCCCCCCCCCCCUCAGUUAAAAGAAAAAUUAAUAUAAAAUGUCCUAGUUGCAAGUAUCUUCAGACACCUGUGUUUAUAUCAUAAUAUGUUUGUGCAUACAUUACACUGCUCUUAUGGUAUGGUCAUGUGGAGAGAUUUGUCACAGUCUAAUCCAGCAUUAAUACCCCAGGCACAAUGGUAAUUCCCUUGCACUUGUAAUAAAGUGUUUUCAUUGGGUAUAUAUAUAGAAUAAUCUUCUGCUCCUGACAGUGGUAUUUAUCAAGACUUCCUACGAGGCAUUGAGAGAAUUACUUUGUCACUGAUCCCAUCAGGCCUGAUAGAUUUCCCCCCCGAUAAUUGUGCUUGCUCAUUGUAUGAAACCUCUGUACACACCAUUGCUUAUUUCACUAUAUAGAAAUCAUUCCCAUGCAUUUUGAAAUAUGCGUACUGGUAAAGUUUUUUUGUGUGUGUUGUGGUGCAGACUGUGUAUGGGCAUUGUGUACAUUGACAGCCAUAUUUAUAAUUUAACCUGCUCACCUGUCGACACCAGAGUUUCAAUAGUCUCGUACAUGUUCUUGCCUAGAAACUGAUAACAAAAAAGCCAGGUUGGACAACUCUAUCUGUUUGCUCUCUUCAUAAAACACUCUAAACCCGAGUUUGGCAUAUGAUCACUUCGUUGCCAUUGGUGUGUUAUGCUUUCUGUUAUUUAAACAUUCAUCACGGAGACACAGAAUGGCUUGGAUUUGGCCAGUCGAACCUGUACCAUCACCACGGUCUCACAAAAGAAGAAUGAUGAGUGAACGGGCAGAGUUCCCACUUGUAAAUACUGGAUACAACCAAACAGUCCAGUACGCUCCAUUUGGAAAUGAUUAUUCAGUAACAUUUGAAGAAAAAAUCAUUGGUGGCAACUUGAAAAAAGUUGUAAAGAGGCAGCCGAUUGAACAUAUUGAAACCAGUCCACGUCCUCUACCUCGACUUGAAACAUUUCAGCCUCUGACAGACAAACCGAACGAGAUCAAUCCUGACAUCAUUAGAAGUUACCUUGUUGCUAACCAGGCACAGGAUUUGAAAAUAAACCAAACGACUGGAAUACCAACAUUGCUGGCAUCAAAGAGACCAGAUUCAAAGGAUGUGGCACAUAACUAUUCUGAGCUUGAUCCCAUUGACCAAAACCGCUUCAGAAACAACACAUCCACUGUGUUCGAACCAGAGCUUGGAACUAGAAGGCGUUAUCAGCAAAAUGGGCCCAAUAUUAAACAGAAUAAGGACAAUAUAGGGACUUCAGAUGAUGCAGAAAACUAUUAUCCUGAAAAUGCAAGUCCUCGAAAUGUUCCACUUUGGUCGGGGAAUGGUGCACCAUCCAAGAAGCAUGACCCUUAUGGGACGAUGGGAAAAAACUAUCCUGCAAAUGCAAGCCCAAGAAAUGUUCCUCUUUGGUCAAGGAAUGGUGCAGGAGCCCAGCAUCCUGAGGAAACGAGGAAACCAGCAGACAGUGACUCCAAUCUCAAUGAUUUGUCAAUAAACCAAACAUCCAAACCAACAUUCCUUGCAUCAAAGAGACCAGAUUCAAAGGACUUGGCACAUAGAUACUCUGUGCUUCAACCAAUCGAACAAAACCGCUUCAAAAACAAAACAUCUACAGUGUUUGAACCCGAACCUGGCGUGAUGCAGCGUUCUCAGGCAAACAUGGACAGCUCGGGGAAGUACUACCCUGCGAAUGCGAGCCCGAGGAAUGUUCCACUGUGGUCGAGGAAUGGUGCAGUGUCUCAUCGUGCCGAGGGAACGAGGCGGUUUGCGGAUGAUGAUCUGAGAAUGAAUGUGAGCAUGAUGGCGAACGAUGCAUACUCCCACCAGCAGUCAGUGUCACUGUCGCCUGAGGACGAGGUGCGCAUUCUGCAGCAGAUCGGAGCCGAGUUGAAAGGCGUCAACAUGGAGCAGCUCAAACAGGCAUACCUCAUCAUGACGGAAUACGACAAGGCGCUGUCGGGAUGGUGCGACUACAAACAUGUCGAUUUUGCUCUCACAAGCUCACGGAUUGUUUUACCUUCAGACUUGCUUAGAAUUUCAGCAUCACAAUUUAUUUCUAGCGAUGACCCUAAACUGGUGAACUAUGAAAAGCUGCUUUCAUUUAUUGGCACUGCUAUAAAACAGACAUCAGAAGAGAACUGGCCUCUGGCACUAUACAGUCCUAGAGAUUUUUACAGUAGACCACAAUACUACCAGACGGACAACCAACCAGGUGUAACUGUCCAUAAAAGCAGCAAGCCCCCGACUCCAGUGUACCCGGACCAGGAGACGGCCAAGUUGUUGAGUCUCACUGAGCAACAGCUGCGUGAUUCUCCGGAACCCAUAGACUUCGAAAAACUCAUCGCCAACUUCCAGGUGGCCGACCGCGACCUCAGGGGAACUCUCUCUGCAGAACAGAUCAAGGAAGUGUGUCGCUUGAACAGACUUCCCCUCCAGGACUCUCUUCUCAACCAGAUCUUGAACCGCUGUGAAGACAUUAGUCGAGAUGGGUCAAGACCAAGAAUCCAGUACCACUGGAUAAAAUUUGUCCAGUUCUUGGAACGUGUACAACCCGCUCAUACUGGUUUGCAUCUGCCAGACAGCAAGAAGCCGUUAGACUAUGCCAAACAGUACCGGUCUCCUGUGCCAAACUGGCCAAAACCAGCUGAUGGUGGACUUCCUGACACACCACUUUGGAGGAAGGAAGAUUCACCUCGCAGAGAUCAUAAUGUCCAAUCCCAGCGGUAUGAUGAGCCCCAGAAAUCACAUAGAGAUAACAUUGACAAAAUGAAUCAAAACUUGCAAGGUCUGGAACUUGAGUAUGAAAAUAUGAGAAGACAGGUGAACCAAGGAAAUGUCUCUCAUCGUGAAAAUGAAGCGGAAUGGUUCCCCAGGUUUAUGCAUUUGGCAAAUGCUCUGUACGAUCAGGAUAGAGGACAUACAGGCACACUUCCAACAAACAGAGUUUGGGAUAGUACCAAACUUCACAAUGAAGGCUACGACCUUGGAAUUCCAGAACAUGUAAUUGCCAGGAUUAUUGGUGAGGCUGCCCAUGGUUCAACAGUUGACAUCCAUCGAUAUCUUACCAUUCUAGGCAGCCGAGAUUGGCUUUGAAAUAUGGAAAUAAAAUUCAAUCCAAAAACAUUAUCACCAACAAACAUUUAGGUAGUGCAUCAAAUGAACGAAGUGUAUAUUUUAAUUUCCUUUUUGAUAGGUGACAUACAUGUUGCAUCUAGAUAAGAUACCCAUCACUAUUGUAAUAUAUGUGCAUUAUAAAAAUGCAGAUGAUCUGUCACAAAUCACACAUUGUAGAAAAAACCCAAAUGCAGUUUUCUUGGUGGGAAAUGUCUGGAAAUGUUUAACCCAGGAUGUCCUGAAGGUAAAGCAGCUAAUGAUAACAAAAGAAUCAUUCAGAAAAAGAUGAACAUAAACUAUGCAUUGGUUUGUUUUUAAUACUUUAUUGAAAGCUUAUUUAUUUGCAUCCAGAUUAAAUAAAGUUUAUAUUUUGAGUGAAAUAAUUUUCAUUUGUCAUAUGCUUUGGUGAAUGUUUAUUGAAAAUUAUUUUAGAAAGGACAUAAUCCUAAGAAAGGAUAGUCAGGUUAAUACUGAUUUUUGUUUUACUAAAUAAUUAUGUUUAAAAGAAUAGACUGCAGUGAAGUUAUCAUAAGGAAUAGAAACUGACAAAUUUCAUGUUGACAUCUCAUUAUAGUGUUUUACCUCUUUGGAACAUAUUGUUUGUUAGUGGGUUGUACUACUAAAAUACUUUGAAAUAGUAAAGUAUUACGAUAUAUCAUGAACAACCAAUUUGUGUUGGUUUUGACUUGUUGACAUGCCCCACAGAGGGUGGAUGACCACUAGUUAUAGACACACAGCACAAAAAUGUACACAUACCGGUAUGCCUAUAUGAUACUGAUUCAUAUAUAAAUUAUAUUUACAAUAUUUGGUUAAACUUUAAAUCGGUGUUAGUAUUUUUCUUGUUGUUAAAUUGAUUGUACAUGCACCAUUUCAAAUAUAUAAAUAGUGUGUAUUAAUUACAUAUUAUUUUUUUGUCUCAAUGUACAAUAUAGACUACCUCAUAUAACUGAGACUAAUAUGCAUUUCUCAUAUUCAGUAUUCUAACAAUGUAGUCCAACAUUUUUAACAUCAGUGGCUGUCAUACAUAACUCAAGAAAGUAUUAUAUAAAAAAAAGUUAUUAUUAUUAACGAUAAGAAUGGAACUGGUGUAGUUCUUUCAAUCUAUAUACAUGUACAUGUACAUCUCGUAGUUAACCUCCAGGUUUAAAAUUGUAAAGUUAUUUGUUCAUGUAUGUAUACGAUAUAAUAUAAUCUGUUACAGACUGUUAAUUGUUAACAAAAACACAUAGAAUACUGUGAUCAGGUUUUUCCAUGUUACUUUUUAUAGCUACAUUGAAAACAUUUCCAUUGAUACAAGUUGUUUCCAUUUAUAAGCUGCCCCAUUACAUAAUUAUGAGUGAUCUUCAAAUUACAGUUACUAAAGCCAAACCUAACAACAUUUAAACUACAUGUAUCCAUGAUUUAAAGUUUGAUUUAAAAUAUUCUUUAGUUGUUACAAAUUAUUUUGUUGAUAUUUUUUGUAAAGCUUUUAUUCCCCAUGGCUGUGAUAUAUAUUCCAAUUAAGUAAUUUUUGCUUAUUAGUUUAUUCAUAUUCCUGUGACAUAUGUUAUUUAUUUACAAACAAAUAAUGUUAGGCUCUACUGUGAUAUAUAAUGUAUUGUGAUAUUAGUAUACCGUCCUUCACUGUAAUAUUUACAUUGAUCCUGUCUUAGAAAUAAAUUAUUUCAGGAAU
Gigantopelta aegis is the source of this 5028-nucleotide messenger RNA. RefSeq lists its product as uncharacterized. The record is from RefSeq and is a predicted model, not a curated record. The transcript has 13 exons. Bases 948 to 3335 code for a protein of 795 amino acids. NCBI's taxonomy places the organism in Eukaryota, Metazoa, Mollusca, Gastropoda, Neomphalida, Peltospiridae.